CAAAUAUACUUAAGUGAAAAUCCCUUGCAGGUAUUUAAUUCUAAAUGAGUAAUUACUGGGUUGUCAGUGUGUCUUGGUCUACAGGUGCAUAUGUCUUAGUGGCUCAUUUGCGCCUUGGCUUCGAAGCGGGUCGCACACAAACGCACUGGCAGUAGCAUCUUCUAGCCUGAUACCGCAGAGCUUCCGGAGCUUUCCAUUUCUCUAGGGCGACUAACCCGACACAGCCGCCACAAUGUGUGACAUGGGGGGACUCGAUAACUUGGUGGCCAACACGGCCUACCUAAAAGCCCAAGGGGGUGAUGACAAGGAAAUGAAGAAACGUCGCCGAAGUCUCUCUCUACCCAAGCCAGAACAAUGUGCUGCACUCAGGUCGACUCUGGACACGGACUUUGAAUCCCUCAGCGAAAAGCAACCUAUUGGAAAGAGGUUUUUUCGCCAGUAUCUGGAUCAAGCAGGGCCAGAAUGCAAUGCUGCUGUAGAAUUUCUGGAUGAUCUGAAUGAUUGGGAAUUGUCAGAGGCCGCUGCCAAAGACAAGGCCCAUACAAAUAUCAUCAAUAAGUUCUGCAAAGAUGGUUCCAAGAGCUCCCUCACCUUCCUGACUGGAGAUGUAGCAACCAAGUGCAAGACGGUUACUGACAAAGAUUUCGAGGAGGUGAUGGGACAGGUGAAGCAGGCCACCAAAGAGUUCCUAAAAGGCAAGCCGUUUACAGAUUACCAGACAAACGAAUUCUUUGACAAGUUUUUGCAGUGGAAAGAGUACGAGAAACAGCCAAUCACUGAAAAGUACUUUUAUGAAUUCAGGACACUUGGAAAGGGCGGAUUCGGAGAGGUGUGUGCAGUGCAGGUUAAGAACACCGGCCAGAUGUAUGCCUGCAAGAAGCUCUGCAAGAAGCGCCUCAAGAAGAAACAUGGUGAGAAAAUGGCCCUGCUAGAGAAGAAGAUCUUGGAGAAGGUCAACAGUCUGUUCAUUGUCAGCCUGGCCUAUGCUUACGACACUAAGACCCAUCUCUGUCUGGUCAUGAGCUUGAUGAAUGGAGGUGACCUCAAGUAUCACAUCUAUAACAUUGGUGAGAAGGGUAUUGAAAUGGAUCGGAUCAUCUAUUAUACAGCUCAGAUUACAACCGGGAUGCUUCACCUGCAUGACAUGGACAUUGUGUACCGUGACAUGAAGCCAGAGAAUGUGCUGUUAGAUAGCCAAGGCCAGUGCCGUCUUUCAGAUCUUGGUCUCGCUGUGGAGAUUCCCAUUGGAAAGACCAUCACCCAGAAGGCUGGAACGGGUGCAUAUAUGGCACCUGAAAUCCUCACUGAAACCCCAUACAGGGCAUCAGUGGAUUGGUGGGCUCUUGGUUGCAGUAUCUAUGAAAUGGUAACUGGCUACACCCCGUUCAAAGGCCCUGAAGCCAAGAAGGAGAAAGUGGAGAAGGAGGAGGUACAGAGGCGCAUCAUUAACGAGGAAUCUAAGUUUGAGCACAAGAACUUUGAUGCCCCCACCAUAGACAUAAUCAAGCAGUUCCUCAAGAAGAAGAUUGAUGAACGUCUUGGCUGCAAGGGUGAUGAUCCCAGGAAGCAUGAGUGGUUCAAGUCCAUCAACUUUGCUCGUUUGGAGGCUGGCCUUAUUGAUCCACCCUGGGUGCCCAAACCCAACGUUGUCUACGCAAAGGAUACAGGUGACAUUGCUGAGUUCUCUGAAAUCAAGGGUAUUGAGUUUGACACAAAGGAUGAAAAGUUCUUCAAGGAGUUUAGCACAGGUGCUGUGCCCAUUGCCUGGCAAAAGGAGAUGAUUGACACUGGACUCUUUGACGAGCUCAACGACCCCAACCGGAAAGAAUCAUCCGGUGGUUCAGAUGAUGAUAAGAAAUCGGGCACUUGCACACUUCUGUGAGAGGACCAAUCCAGCCACCCAGCCCAGAAUUCACCAGCAAAUGCUUUCAGUGGCAUCAUUAAGAUGAAUGAAACUGUGCUCUGUGUCGAAGAAGAGUGGACCGUGACAAAAGAGAUGGGACGUUAGUCCAUUGUAGCAUAGAAGGAGACUCUUAUUGCUUCAGUUGCACAGCCACAUGGUCUGAGAAACAUUCUAGACCAUCCAUGAUGUGGUGGACUGAGCUUUGGACCAGUCAGGGAAGUUCUUCUCUGCAGUUCCUUUAUGUCUCGUGAAGUAGUCAACCGCCUAUCCAACAGGGGGUGCAAGUAAAAGUACUAUUCAAUAUUGAGAAGAUGCUAGAAGAGUAGAAGACUACAGGCCACUUAAAGAUUGUGAUGUAACAAUAGCGACUCAAUGUAAUCAGCAGCAGUUUGUGAUCAGAAGGCAGAGAUGCAUGGAUAUGCAAAUUGGAGUCAUUCCCAAGAAGCAGCGGCUUGCAUUUCAAACAUCUCCUGCCUUGCCAAAUCACAGUUUAUUUGUGGAUUAGUUCACUGUGUACUAGUACACAAUUGGCAUCUAUUGUACACAUACUCUUUGUAAGACUUUAAGAAGCUACUGAAGAUCAGGCCCAGACGGAAUCUACGGAAAUUCGUUCUCGUUUUUUAAAAUUCGGAAUUCUGUGGCAUGUUCUACAAGCUAAAUUAAAUGAGCUAGAGUUCCUCUAUCCACCAAUCGAUUUUCCGAACCAUUAGUCCUAGGGUUGCUUGAGCCUGUCCCGGCAUCUCAAGCUGUAGACAGGGAAAGACCCUGGAGAGAUGGCUAGUCCAUCACAGGGUCAAAUUUGUGAAAAUGUGUAACAAAAUAAUUGUGAAGGAUGUAAAAAUGUUGUAAUGGUGGGCGUUCCAAUUGCACAGAUUCCAUGUGGGCCUGCUUGUUGUGACACAGGUAAACAUCUACAUCAGGGCUGUCCAAACUCGGUCCUGGAGGGCCGGUGUCCUGCAGAGUUUAGCUCCAACUUGC
This is a messenger RNA of Sinocyclocheilus grahami, 2881 nucleotides long. RefSeq names its product G-protein-coupled receptor kinase 7A. The record is from RefSeq and is a predicted model, not a curated record. Bases 233 to 1882 code for a protein of 549 amino acids. NCBI's taxonomy places the organism in Eukaryota, Metazoa, Chordata, Actinopteri, Cypriniformes, Cyprinidae. Gene Ontology annotation, cellular component: cytoplasm. The transcript has 4 exons. Gene Ontology annotation, biological process: protein phosphorylation; regulation of signal transduction; signal transduction. Gene Ontology annotation, molecular function: rhodopsin kinase activity; ATP binding.